Molecule: messenger RNA, 2790 nt
Organism: Gracilinanus agilis (Agile Gracile Mouse Opossum)
Lineage: Eukaryota; Metazoa; Chordata; Mammalia; Didelphimorphia; Didelphidae
Product: zinc finger protein 665-like
Exons: 3
Coding region: 1-2790 (929 amino acids)
Biological process (GO): regulation of DNA-templated transcription
Source: RefSeq, a predicted model, not a curated record
AUGAACUUAAUAGUUUCUUCUAGCUCUAAAUUCUAUGACUUUGGAUGUUUCCAGGAAUCUGUGACAUUCAAGGAUGUGGCUGUGGACUUCACUCAGGAGGAGUGGUGUCUCUUGGACCCUUCCCAGAAGGCUCUGUACAAAGAUGUUAUGCUAGAGACCUCCCAGAAUCUGCUCUCUUUAGGGCUUCCAGGUGCCAAAGCAGAUCUGAUUUCCCAGUUGAAUCAAGAGGAAGCUUGGAUGCUGAAAGAAGAAGACCCAAGGAACUCCACUCUACGUGGGGAAACCAGGAUUAAAACCAAGAAAUCUACUCCAAAACUGAGUAUCUCCUGUGAUUUCAGUUUGAGAGAAAUCUGGAAUUGGGAGAGCAAUUUGGAGAAGAAGCAAGGAAAUUGGGAUAGUUAUUCCAGACCAUCAAAAAUUAACUUCAGGAAGACUUCCAGUAAAGGGAGAGAUGAGGAAUGUAAUAAAUUUCAGAGGAGUUUUAGUCCAGAGUUAGAUCUAACCCUUUCUGUCCAACAGACGGUGCCCACUGGAAAGAUUCUCUGUGAAUAUGAUGAUAGUGGAAGAAGCAUCAGGAAGUAUUCAGAACUAAUUCAAUUUAAGAAAAUUGCCUCAGGAAACAGAUAUUCCAAAUACAAUGAAUAUAGAGGUCAUUUUGAUGAGCAGAAUGAGCUUAUUCAGCAUCAGAUAAAGCAAACCAGAGUGAAGGUUUUUCAAGAUAAUCAUGGUGAGACUGCUUUUGCUUUAAUCCCAGAUCUUAUAAGUCAUCAGAAAAGUCAUCCUGGUGAAAUGACUCAUAAAGGUGAUGAAUGUAGUAGGGGACUUAUCCAUCAGUCGUCUCUUAGUUUACAUCAGAGUAUUCAAACUAGAGAGACAUUGCAUGGAUGCAAUCAAUGUUGGAAAGCCUUUUUUCAGAGCACAGAACUUAUUAAACAUCAGAAAAUUCACAGACUAGAAAAGCCCCAGAGCUCAACCCUUACUUCAUGCCAGAAAAUACAUUCUGGAGAAAAACUGUAUAAGUGUAAUCACUGUGGAAAGGCUUUCAGACAGUCCUCCAACCUUGCUGUACAUCAGAGGAUACAUACUGGAGAGAGGCCUUACAAAUGUAAUGAAUGUGGGAAGGCCUUCAGCCAAAGCUCAACCCUUAUGACACAUCGCAGGGUUCAUUCUGGAGAAAAACCUAAUAGAUGUAAUGAAUGUGGGAAGGCGUUCAGUCAGAGUUCAUCCCUUAUUGCUCAUCGAAGGAUUCAUACUGGAGAGAAGCCCUAUACAUGUAGUGAAUGUGGGAAAGCCUUCUGCCAUAGUUCAUCCCUUAUUGCACAUCGAAGGAUUCAUUCUGGAGAAAAACUGUACAAAUAUAAUCAGUGUGCAAAAACUUUCAUAAAGCCCUCCCAACUUGCAGUGCAGGAUCAGAGGAUUCACCCUGGAGAGAAGCCCUAUACAUGUAAUGAAUGUGGGAAAGUCUUCAGAUGGAAGGCAAAGCUUGUUGUACAUGAGAGAAUCCAUACUGGAGAGAAACCUUAUGAAUGUAAUCAGUGCAGAAAGGCUUUCAGACAGUCAUCUAAACUUGCAGUACAUCAGAGGAUUCAUACAGAAGAGAAGAUGUAUCAAUGCAAUGAGUGUGGAAAAGCCUUUUCCCAGAACUCAUCCCUUAUUGCACACCAAAGGAUUCAUUCUGGAGAAAAACUUUACAAAUGUAAUCAAUGUGGAAAGACUUUUAGAAAGCCUUCCAGACUUGUGGUCCAUCAAGGGAUUCACACUGAUGAAGCAUCAUAUAAAUGUAAUGACUGUGAGAAAGCCUUCAGUGAAAACUCAUCCCUUACUGUACACAAGGUGAUUCACACUGGAGAGAAACCUUACAAAUGUAGUCAGUGUGGAAAGGCUUUCAGACAGUCCUGCAACCUUGCUGUACAUCAGCGGAUACAUACUAGGGAGAAGCGCUAUAAAUGUAAGGAAUGUGGGAAAGUCUUUGGUGAACGGUCAUCCCUUAUUGGGCAUCAAAAAAUUCAUUCUGGAGAGAAACCUUACAAAUGUAAUGAAUGUGGGAAUGCUUUUAGACAGAGCUCAUCCCUUAUUGCCCAUCAAAGGAUUCACACUGGAGAGAAGCCCUAUAAAUGUAAUGAAUGUGGGAAGGCAUUCAGCCGGAGUUCAUCCUUUAUUGCCCAUCAAAGGAUUCACACUGGAGAAAAGCCCUAUAAAUGUAACGAAUGUGGAAAUGCUUUCAGCCACAGCUCAUCCCUUAUUGCUCAUCAGAGGAUUCAUACUGGGGAGAAACCCUUUAAAUGCAAUGAAUGUGGGAAGUCUUUCAGCCACAUCUCUUCCCUUAUUGCCCAUCAGAGGAUUCAUACUGGGGAGAAGCCCUUUAAAUGCAAUGAAUGUGGAAAGUGUUUUAGCCAGAAGUCAUCCCUCAUUGUACAUCAAAGGAUUCAUUCUGGAGAGAAGCCUUAUAAAUGUGAUCAAUGUGUAAAGGCUUUCAUAAAUGCUUCCAAACUUUCUGUACAUAAGAGGAUUCAUACUGGAGAGAAGCCCUAUAAAUGUAAUGAAUGUGGGAAAGCCUUCAGCCGUAGUGCAAACCUUAUUGUACAUCAGAGAACUCAUUCUGGUGAUAAACGUUAUAAAUAUAAUCAUCAAAAGUCUUUUGGACAGACCUCCACCCUUAUUGUACAGAAAAGACUUAAUACUGGAGAGAAUCUCUACAAAGAUAAUGAAUGUGGGAAGGCUUUCACUCUGAACUCAUAUCUUACUGGUCAUGAAAGAAUUCAGCCUGAAGUAAAACCUAAAUCUAUUUGA